AUGUCUUUGAACUCUUCUAGCAAACCUCAUUCAGUUGGUAUUUUAGAACAAAUUUAAUUAACUCUAGGUAAUAAUUUAUUAGCAGAGAGGUAUAACUUAGUAUUCAAAAAUAGUACUGGGGGAAAAAAACUCACAUAGGAUGCUUUGUAUGUUUGUCAACUCCUCGCAAUACACCCAGAUGAUCUUAUGUCAAGGGAUUUUGAAUCGUUUGCAGAGAAAGGUCUAUCUGAAAAAAGAUAGCAACUUAGGUAUGAGCAUUUUGAGGAGAAGAGAUAGUUAAAGCUUAAGGCGAUUCAAAAUGUACUACUCAAAUGUUAGGGUAGAGGAGAUAACACUCAGGAGGGUUUUUAAGUGCAAGCUUUGAUAGAGGACAUAAAGAGGCAGCGGUCUGGGACUAAUCCCAGGAAUAAUCAAUCUCAAUACUCACCAUUUAAGACCUAGAAAAAUUACAAUAGCAGUGUGUUCUCGCUUGGUGAGAGCUAGUUUGACAAGUCCUAGCAACUUGAAUCAAAUGCAGCGAAAUAGAUGGAAAGAGUCAUGAAUAAACUAGAUAAAUGGAAUAAGAUGAAAGAGUUAUCAGAGAAAAAGCGACUGCAAAAUGAGGAUAGGGCGAAGAAAAUACUCUAAAAUGAGAAGAAAAAGUUUGAUAUGAUAGAAAAGAACUAAAAGGAGAGGAUAGAGGAUUUGAGAGCUAGACUUGUCUACAAAAGACAGAAGUGGGAAGGGAAAGUUAAUUAUGUCAUAGAUAUUGAAAAAAAAGAGGAGUAAAAGAAACUUAAUAGGACGAAGGAGUUAAUUAAUGACACACUUUAAUUCUUUGAAAAUAAGAUGAAAAAGGAGAGAUCAUUUUAUGAGAAGAUAAGUAAGCCUGACAUAAGCAACUUAUCUAUGAACAUAGGAAGUAAUUAGAUGAACUCUCAAAGAAAUCUAAACACCUCAAUAGACAAUGAAGAUUACUAUCCAGAGCAAGAGCUCUAAAGGCUUUAAGAUAAAUUGCGCAAAGCUGAAGAAAGACAGCAUUAAAAGCAGUAAAACAUAAGAAAUAGAGGGCAAAACCACUCUUUAUUAGUCUAAGAGCGCAAGACAAUACAAGAGGGCAAGAAUAAGCAACUCUAAGACGAAUUACUUUCCAAGUCUGUUAGGAAAGCUCUGAGGACUAAAUCUAAAUAAGAUUCAAGGAUUAAGGAGAUAAAUAGAGCGGCAUUAUAGCUGUCAAACAUUCAUAAAUAAAAAGAAGAAAAGUUAAGAAGGCAAUAAGAUGAUGAAAGAAGGCAGUUAUAAGAGUAGUUAAAAAUGCUAGAUAGAAAAUAAGAAAAUAAGGAGCUGAUUUUGAAAUAAAAACGGGAUAACUUACAAGACUAGAUAUCUGGUAAAAAGGAGAAGAGAAAGCUUUAGUUCCAAGACAAAGAGGAGAAUGAAAGGAGAAUGAAGAUGAUGCAGCUUGAAUAAAAACUUUUAAUAGUUGAAAAGCAUAAGGAAAAAGAAAAGAAGAUCAUUGAGAUGAAGAGCUAAUGGUUUAGCUAAACCUCUUAAGCCGCUCUCUGA
This is a messenger RNA of Stylonychia lemnae, 1545 nucleotides long. The record is from the annotation of a GenBank genome assembly. NCBI's taxonomy places the organism in Eukaryota, Ciliophora, Spirotrichea, Sporadotrichida, Oxytrichidae.